AUGAGCGGAAAAGAAAACCCAAUGGGCGCCGCGGCCAGUUCUGGGGCGUUUGUCAAGCCCGAGCCGAUCGAUACCGAGCUGCCUGCGCGCCCGCUCCACCGAUCUAACUCGGUUUCUAAACCGCCCGGCUCACCGAGCAAAGUCAAGCCCGAGCCUAGCGACCGCAGCGAUAUGCCUGUGCCUACUCCACCUGCCAGUCCUCGCAAGUUGACCAAGACCGAUUCCUUCGCUGAGCUCAAGAUGCGCCCGCGCCCCUCUGCCGACUUCCGUGCCGCGGCCGAGCGCUUCGAGAAGCAUGCGUCUGCUGCAGAAAUUGACUACACGCCUGAGAAGGCUCUUCAGGCCGGUCUCAGUUUCACGAAGGUCGUCGACAAGAGCGUCAAGAAGCUCGAGCUCGGUAGCAAGAUGCGUAAGGACGUAUGGUUACGUGAAAUCGCAAGCCUCAAGACGCAGGGAGCGCCCACAACCAUGAUCGCCGUCUGCGGUGCUACUGGCGCGGGCAAGUCCUCUAUUCUGAACGCCGUCCUUGACGACAACAUUGUCCCGACGAGCGGCAUGCGAGCAUGCACGGCAACGGUUACCGAAAUUGCGUAUCACAACAAGAAGACUAUUGAGGCCGAUAUCGCCUUCCUGUCCGAGAAGGAGUGGAUGGAAGAGCUCAACGUACUUCUCGAUGACCUGAUCGACGAGGACGGCACCGUCAAGCGCUCAACCAACUUGAACUCCGACGCUGGUGUUGCUUGGUCCAAAGUCCACGCAGUAUACCCGUCGCUUACGCAUGAUGUGAUCGGUAACCUGACUGCCCAAUGGGGCAAGCAGACCGCUGAGAAGAUUGUCGAACGUGAUCCUCGCGUACGCUCAAAGCUUGGUACCACGGUCAAGAUCGUUGCGAAGGACUCGAAACAAUUCGCCGCCGAGGUCGGCAAGUACGUCGAUUCCAAGGACCCUAAGCGCGACCGCAAGAAGAAGGACAAGGAGCAGAAGAAGGCUGAGAAGGAGAGAGCCGAGAAGGCACCCAUGACACUUGCGGAGAUUCUGGCUAGUGGCGGUCAUGCCAAACCCAAGAAAGACACGUCGGAGGGCCCCGCUUUCUGGCCUCUGAUCCGCCUCGUCAAUGUCCGGUGUAAGGCGAAGGCGCUUGAAACUGGCGCCAUCCUGGUCGACUUGCCCGGUGUUGCCGACGCAAACGCGGCGCGUAACAAUAUUGCGAAGGAUUACAUGAAGAAAUGUAACUGUAUCUGGAUCCUCGCCCCUAUCACUCGCGCUGUUGACGACAAGACCGCGAAGGAUCUCCUAGGCGAUGCGUUCCGUACUCAGCUCAUGAUGGAUGGCAAUUACGACGCGCAUACGAUCACCUUCAUCGCGUCCAAGUGUGACGACGUAAGCUGUAGCGAGGUCAUCAAUGCUCUCGGCCUCCACGAGGAUGAUGACUUGAUGGCUAUCGAGGACCGCAUCGAGGAGUGCGACGACAAGAUCGCUGAGCUCAAGCCACAAGAGAACUCGGCCAAGGCCACACUUGCCGCCAUCGAGAAGAAACUGAAGGAGCUACGUCCGAUCAAGCGUGAAUACGAUGCGUGGAUCAAGGCCAUUGAGGAUGGGGAAGAGUUUACUCCGAAGCUUCUGGCCAAGAAGGCCGCCGCGAAGAAGUCCAAGACGUCCAAGGGUAAGAAGCGUAAGGCCGAUGACUCUGGCCGCAAGGGUGGGGCGAAGCGUCGUAAAGCCGACUCCGACUCCGAGGCCGACGAUGACGACGACUUCAUCGUGUCCGACCACGACUCGGAUGAGGACGCUGAAGGUUCCGACGAAGACGCUGAAGGCUCUGACGAGGAGAAGGACUCGGAUGAUGAGAAGAAUUCGGACGACGAGGACUCCGACAAGAGCGACUCCGAUGACGCAAUUGACGUAGACGUUGAGGACGAGGAGGUCACCGUCGACAGCCUCAAGGAGAAGCGUAAGGAGAUUGAGGAUCAGAUCAAAACCCUCCGCGAGCCCAUGGGCGACCUCAAGAAGAAAAAGAAGGACGCAUACGACCAAAUCUCCUUGUACAAGAAGAAGAAGGCCAAGGCGCAGCUUGAUAAGAACUCGUUCUGCGCCAUCAAGCGCUCCGAGUUCUCAAGGGACGUGCUAAAGCAAGACUUCCGUCUCGGUCUCAAAGAGCUCGAUGACGCUGCUGCAGAGGCACGCGACCCCGAGAACUUCGAUCCAACGGUGAACGUGCGCAACUACGACGCUAUUGACCUCCCCGUCUUCACCUGCUCCUCGCGCGACUAUGUCCGUCUCAAGGGCCAGGUCAAGGGCGACGGCGAGCCUUCCACCUUCACCAAGAUUGAAGAUACCGGCAUCCCGAAGCUGCAGAACUGGUGCCACGAGCUUACGCUCUCAUCCCGCGAUCGCGCCGCGCGCACCUUCCUCACGAACCUGAAGACGUUUGCCAACUCAGUCCGGCAGUACCUCGACAACACUGCACAGAUAACUGAGCUUGACCGCGCUACACUCAAGGAAAAAUGGGAGUCUGGCGCCACGCAUGACCCUGAGGAUGACCCAUGGGGCCUCACGUACGGCGCAUACGACGAUGAGGACGACGGGUACUCCGACGACGGCUAUGGCGCUCUGGGCGGCUUUGGCCGCAGUGGGAUCAAUGCAGCACUGGACAGUAUCUUGAGCGGCAGCGCCUUGUACACCAUGCAGAAGUCUGCGCCGAAAGUCGACGAGUACGGACAGCCCAUCGGUAUUGUUCCGCGUCUCAAGAAGGAGUUCAAGAAGAUCAUCGACGACACCAUCGUGAGCCUCAAGAACGAAUUCAAGGCGGGCUUGCAAGAGAAGUGCGAGACUGGUGCUCAUCUGGCUGCUGCCGCUGCGAUCGAGAAGUCGGAUACAUUCGCCGCGAGCAUGCACUGGGCCACUUACCGGGCAACUCUUCGCCGCCACGGUUCAUUCCGCCAGGAUCUGAACGUCGAAUUGAUCUCGCCCAUGACGAAGAACAUCGCUUCUAGCUGGGCGCAGAUCUUCGAGGCCGACCUCUUCGCCGACUUCCAGCAGACCGUCAUGGACACUGUCGACCGUCUGACCAAGGACGUCGAGUCGACCGCAGCGCAAGCCCUUCGCGAUCGUGUGCGUAAUCAAGCCGACCUCUGUCUUGACGAGGCUCGCCUGGCUCUUCAGAACGCUAUCGACAUUGUGAAGGAGACGCUUAACACCAAGCAAAAGGAAAUCUCUCGUCUUCUUGCGCCUCACGUCCAGAACGAGCUCGUGGAGGGCUAUGACAGCGCAAUGGAGGAGCGUGGCCCCGGUAGCGUCGCUCGCCAGAAGGCCGCCUUCCACCAAUACAUUGUGGAAGUCAAGGACGAUAUCUUCAGCGGCGGUGCAGGUGAAGUCUUGAGCGAGUUGGACAAGGCUGCCGAGGCUGUCGGCGACGCCUUGCGAGACCGCCUGACGCAGCUCGCGCAGAAGGUCGAGGUCAGCAUUGCUACGCUGUGGGAGGGUGUGAACGACGACCCCUCCCAACGUACAGUCCGUGAAGAGGUCAUCACAACCAUGUCCGAGGUCAUCGGCCAAAUUGACCUCUGGGGGGUCGCCCGCGAGACUCGUAACCGUAUCGCUGAAGAAGCCGCUGCCGCCCAAGCUGCCAAUGACGAGAUGAACAUUGAUUAG
Messenger RNA from Peniophora sp. CBMAI 1063, 3651 nucleotides. The record is from the annotation of a GenBank genome assembly. Lineage: Eukaryota; Fungi; Basidiomycota; Agaricomycetes; Russulales; Peniophoraceae.